Gasterosteus aculeatus aculeatus (three-spined stickleback) is the source of this 5337-nucleotide messenger RNA. RefSeq names its product sterol regulatory element binding transcription factor 2 (gene srebf2). Gene Ontology annotation, cellular component: nucleus. Gene Ontology annotation, molecular function: RNA polymerase II cis-regulatory region sequence-specific DNA binding; protein dimerization activity; DNA-binding transcription factor activity, RNA polymerase II-specific. Gene Ontology annotation, biological process: positive regulation of transcription by RNA polymerase II; positive regulation of cholesterol storage. The record is from RefSeq and is a predicted model, not a curated record. Lineage: Eukaryota; Metazoa; Chordata; Actinopteri; Perciformes; Gasterosteidae.
GAAUGACGUAAUCAGCGUAAAACAAGAUGGCGACGACUUAACCGUACAUCGGCGUGAACUGGUUUAUCGACGUCGUCGUCUGCCUCCCUUGAGGCGUCCGCCUUGUCUCACGGUCGUUGCGAACAAGAGUUGUCCUCUCGGUUAGUUGCAGGUGUUGUGGGCGUCGCUGAACGCCACAGAACAGCCCACCGGUCUUGUGUAUUCUCCCCCCCUCCCGCGUCCCUGCGGUGACAGCCGGGGAGCCGAGGGGCGAAAGGACACGAUGGACACCGGAGAGUACAUCUCCACCAUGGACAACAUGGACCCGACUUUAGCCGAACUCGGAGACGAAUUCACUCUGGGGGACAUCGACGAGAUGCUGCAGUUUGUCAGCAACCAGGCGGAGGACUUCCCGGACUUUGAGGACCAGAUGGCCAUGGCGAGCUCCGCGCAGAGCGCUGCCGCCGCCGCCGCCACCCCAGCGCCGCGCCCUGCCGUCCAGACACCUCCAACUCCUCCGACCCCCAAAACGCCAGCCGCCGCUGUCUACCAGAGCUCCACGGUCAGCCUGGUCAGCCCCCGCACGCUGUCUCCCCAGUCGAUGCCCCUCACCCCUCCCCUCACCCCCGGACAGGCUCCCUCGCCCUCGGCCGCCCCCGCGGUGCAGCAGCAGGUGACCCGCAGCCCCCCGCUCCUCCAGCCGCGGCCUCAGCUGGUCCAGCCCAUCCAGCCCCAGCCCCAACACACAACCCAGCCCGCCAUCCAGUUGCACGCCCAGGGGAUCGCCAUGCAGACCCAGAGCUUCCCGGUCCACACCCUGGUUCAGACCCACUGCCAGACGGGGAUGCCCAUCCAGACCCAAGCGGCCCAAACGGUGAUGAUUGCCUCCAACGGCGGGCAGUCCCGUUUCAUCCAGAGCCCGGUCAUCUGCCACCAGAGCCCAGGCUCUAGUUUCCAAGUCCUCCAACCACAGAUGCAGAGCAUUAUGACGUCACCGCAGCUGCAGCCGAUGACCAUUCAGCACCAGCGUGUUCUCACCCCAACCGGUCAGACCAUCCAGACGCUGUCCUCGCCCGCCACAGUCCACACUAUGCAGCAGCAGAUGCAGCAGGUUCCUGUUCUCGUCCAGCAGCCUCAGAUCCUGAAGACUGAUUCACUGGUUCUCACAACCCUGAAACCAGACGGCACGCAGGUGCUGUCUACCAUGCAGAGCCCUGCAGGCAUCGCCAACUUCACCACGCCCAUCCAGAACACAGCUCUGCAAGUUCCGACUUUGAUGAGCAGCAACAUCCUCACCACCGUCCCCAUGAUGAUGGGAGGAGGAGACAAGAUGCCGAUCAAGCAGCUGCAGCCAGGCACCGCUCACGGCGCACACAUGGUCAGAUCGAACGUGGAUCAAGGCCAGAUGGUGGGAGGAGUAAUAGGCCCGGGAGGGGUGGUGAAGGAAGGCGAGAGGAGGACGACGCACAACAUCAUCGAGAAGAGGUAUCGCUCCUCCAUCAACGACAAGAUCGUGGAGCUCAGAGACCUGGUCAUGGGCAAUGACGCGAAGAUACACAAGUCAGGAGUGCUGAAGAAGGCUAUUGACUACAUCAAAUACCUGCAGCAGGUUAACCACAAACUACGGCAGGAGAACCUGGCCCUGAAGAUGGGCAACCAGAAGAACAAGACAGUGAUUCUGUCUGAGGACAUGGAGCUCAAAGAGGAAAUAGUGAUGAUGUCUCCUCCGGCCUCGGACUCUGGUUCCCCUCCGCAGUUCUCCCCUUACUCUGUUGACUCAGAGCCCGGCAGCCCCUUGCUGGAUCACGAGCAGAUGAAGAUAGAGCCAGACUCUCCCCCCUCGGUUGGAGUGAUGGAUCGCUCUCGACUGCUCCUCUGCGCCCUGACCUUCUUCUGCCUGUCCCUGAACCCGCUGCCCUCUUUGUUGGGCUCUGACGCCUCGGGGAGCCCCAGCCUGUCCGGGGGCCACGGGCCGUCUAGAACGCUCGUCUGGUUCCCGACUCACACACAGGACUUCGCUUCCUGGCUGCGGUGCCUGUUGCCGUGGGUGAUGGUGUGGGUGCUGAGCGGCGUGGGAGCCGUGUGGGGUUGUGUCAGGGUGCUCUACCUGUGGGAGCCCGUCACACCCCUUCACUCCCCGAAAUCUGUGUCCUUCUGGAGGCAUCGGAGACAAGCAGACCUGCAUCUCAACAGGGGGGACUAUACAGCGGCGAUGGGCAGUUUAGAGACCUGCCUGUCCGUCUUGACCCGAGCGCUUCCCUCGACCACCCUGGACCUGGUCUGCUCGCUCUCCUGGAACCUCAUUCGCUACGCCUUGCAUCGGCCGACCCCUCUGGGUUGGCUGGUGCAUCAGGUCGGCGGGAAGCACGAGGGGGAAGAGUCAAAGACCAGCGCCAAGGACGCAGCGCUGGUUUACCACCGGCUGAGCCAGCUGCAGCUCACGGGAAAGCUGCCUCAGCGUAACAGCCUCUGGGCUUUAUCCGUGUCUCUCAGCGCGGUCAACCUUAGCCAGAGCGCCCAGGGCAAGAUGGCCCCCGCCCAGCUCACCCAGAUCUACGUCACUGCAGCAACAGCCCUGCGCACCGUGCUGGGCCACCACCUCUCCUGUCUGCCUGGUUACCUGUUGAGUUGCGCGGAGAGUGUGGCCAGCCAAUCAGAGACCAGGCCAAUCCCCGACUGCCUGCGCUGGCUCUUCACGCCUUUGGGCAGGCAGUUCUUCCUGAGUUGUGAUUGGUCGGUGAAGUCCGAGAGCAGCGACGGGGUGUACACGUCUCAGAGAGAACCAACGGACCCCAUCGCCCAGCUGCACCGCUGUUUCUGCAGGAAGCUUUUGGAGAGAGCCGUUCACACUCUCAUCCAGCCGCAGAGCGACUCUGACGCGGGCAAACGCAACAGUGACUCUGGGGAGUUCUCCAACGCCCUGGAGUUCCUCCAAUUGUUAAACAGCUGUACAGAGGACUCUCCGUCCCCUCCGCCUCCCUUCUCGACUCCUCCCAAUCACACCACCACUCCGGUGGGAGACCCGGUGAGCCGUUGGUGGGCUCUGGUCCUGAAGGCCACCGUGCAUUGGCUGCAGGGCGAUGAUGUCGCUGUGAGGUCACUGUUGGUGGAAGCAGAGAGGAUGCCGAGGGCUCUACACACUCUUGACCACCCUCUGCCAAAGGCUGUGCUGCUGCUCUGCAAAGCUGUCCAGAUGAGCCUGCCUCCUGUGAAGGGAGAGGGGGCGUUAGCCUACCUGUCCCACUGUGACAGAGCCAGCGGCUACCUGCGCUCCAGCAUCUCCGUGCCGGUCGCCCAGACCGGGAACUGGCUGAACAAGGGGGUGGAGCUACUGAUCUGUGACCUUCUGCUGACCUUGAGGACCAGUUUGUGGCAGCGGGGAGGAAGCAGUAAUGGAGAACCUGGCCCGGCUCCUGGAUCCCAGUUGGCUGGUUUCCAGAGGGACCUCAGCGCGCUCAGAAAGCUCACACAGUGCUACAGACAAGCGCAACACAAGGUGUUUCUCCAUGAGACCACGGUGAGGCUGAUGGCCGGAGCCAGCCCCACAAGGACACACCAGCUGCUGGAGCACAACCUCCGGCGCAGGACGCACAACUCCUACACAGCCGGUGAGAGCCUCCUGGGGGAGCGCGAGAGGGCUCACGCCAUCCUGCUGGCCUGCCGCCACCUGCCCAUGCCGCUGUUAACCCCGCCCGGGCAUCGCGCCCGCCUGCUGGCCGAGGCCAAGCGCACCCUGGAGCGGGUGGGAGACCGUCGGUCCCUGCAGGACUGUCAGCAGAUCCUGCUGCGCCUCAGCGGGGGCACAACCAUCGCUGCCUCCUGAAUACACACACACUGCUAGAUGGAACACACGCACGUAUUAGGGCUACUCACAAUACGACAAACUCCGUAAAGAUAUAAACUAGGCUACUCAUCCACAAGACUUUUCUGUUAAACUUUUCUCACCCACAGACGGCUGAUUCCUCUUCGCUUACUUUCACUGUUGCUGCACAACCGCGCCCCCUUCUGGUCAUUAAUAGUAACGUGCCGGUAUCCUCGCUCAUUCUUCACAGCGCUUCACAACAAGGGAAAUCAGGUUAACUAGGCCUCAAAGGGAAAAGGGAUCACUAUCUGAUAGUGAUUUAAAUGAAUGCAUUACAGCAACGCAUUGAUAAGCUGUAGGCCACCGAGCUGUACAAUCAUUAUUGGCACACGGCAGAGAUAUUGCUGCAAUAACGCAGUGUCAUCGCGCUUGCACGCUUCAAUUCGGGGCGUGCCUGAGUGUUUGAGAGUAGACGGCCGAGGCCUUUUGAGCCCGGCUGUGGUGUAGCAUGCAGAGGGAUAGAUUAUCGCGCUUUUAAACACACAGCGCUGACUAGCGUCUCUUCUUAUCUACCUCACACCUCGUGAAAAAAGGGUACCGAAGCACCGCGUCAAUUAUACUGAAUAUGAAACAAGUGACCGUUUGAAGUGGCGCUUCAAUCCAGUGCAGCGUCAUUCUGCUACAACCUUGCUGAGCUGCUUUACUUACACUCUAGGAUGCAUCAGUACAGUUGCUUUAGGAAUUUGGUUUGCAGCUGCAGAGAGUGCAAAAGAGAGAGAGCGCUGCUGCUGACAUGCUUUGUUCUUUCUAACAAGGAUCAGAGGAUACACACACACACACACACACACAGACGCUUCUUCAUACUAUUCCAUAUUCAAUUAAUUGCAUUUGAAUUCCCAAUGUGAUUGUGUAUAUAGGUUGUACAUAGGCAGACACACCGGAGUAGAUUAAACAGGAAGUCCUUACUUCUGCUUGAGAGGACACUGGUAUCAAAGAAAGCGCUGUAUCGUGUCAAAGUGGUAAGCGUUUCCUGGCAGGAGCGCUCACCAGCUGCCCUAAAGUGAUACUCUAACCAAACUCUCACCUGCUGUGGUCUUACGAGGUGGCCUCAAAACAGAAAUAAAAACCCAUCCAAACAACAAGUGACUGCUGUGCAUCGAGCGCACAAGCAGUGAUGGUCAAAAGCUUUAGAUGCUGGUUGGCGUAUCACUUCAGGACAUAUCUGAGUGAAAAGGGGCCGAACGUGGUGAUAAAGGUGACAUAUGGGAUUUCUUGGAUGUGAUGUAAAGCUUUCAAGAAAAAUGGCCUUUAUGUAAUGUAAAGAAUUAUUUUAUUAUGUUUCAUCACAUGUGAAAUGAUGGAGGAGUUGUAUGUUUUGAGAGGUCUUGGUCCAAUUAGCUUUUUAUUUGUAAAUGUUGACGUACACACGAGCACGCACAUCUGUCAUUCCUGUUUCUGUGCACUGUUUUUUCUUAUUUAACGGUUAUGUAAGAUUAAUAUGAGUCCUGGUAUGAUGUUUUAUAUCAAUAAAAGCCUCCUUGAAUCAGAAACAAAAU